Leptinotarsa decemlineata (Colorado potato beetle) is the source of this 1137-nucleotide messenger RNA. RefSeq lists its product as uncharacterized. Lineage: Eukaryota; Metazoa; Arthropoda; Insecta; Coleoptera; Chrysomelidae. The record is from RefSeq and is a predicted model, not a curated record.
AUGGAUGAAACAGGUCUACAACUUAACAACAAACCUGGAAAAGUAGUUGCCUUGAAAGGUUCUAAGAAUGUGACAUCUGUUACUUCGGGAGAAAAGGGUGAAACUAUCUCAGUAUUGACAUGUGUGAAUAAAGAGGGUACGUUCUUACCACCUUUUUGCAUAAUGAUAGGGAAAAAUUCAAAACCGGAGUUUAGUGACGGUUUGCCACCUGGAGCUGAAGUGAAAAUGUCUCCAAGGUCGGGUUAUGUAAAUGCUGAAUUAUUUUUUGAUUGGAUGAAAACUCAUUUUACUCCAAGAAAACCAAUAGGACAGCUACUCCUCCUGCUAGAUGGACACACAUCGCAUACUAGCAGCACUGAAAUGUUGGAGUUCGCAGGAAAUACUGAAAUAAUUUUGAUGUGCAUUCCUCCCCACACCAGCUUGGCUUGCGCCAUUAGAUCGUGCUUUUUUAAGUCUCUAUUAAUGAACUACUAUUCUGCUUGCUCCAAUUACAUGACCAAUAAUACCUCGAGGAAGAUUACCCGGCUGCAGUGCGGCACACUUCUUAGCUUAGCUUGGGGGAAGUCAGCAAACGUAGAUAAUGGAAUUAGUGGCUUUAGAACGUGUGGAGUCAUUCCUUUUCAACCCGAUGCAAUACCAGACUACGCUUUUCUGUCAGAACCUACAGAUUCCCUGCCUCUAGAUACAUCUCUUUUUUUCCAAAAUGAGAUAACCAACGUUGCUGGUCCUAAUAGUUCAAGGAAUGAUGACGCUGUUACUGGUCCUAGUAGCUCAAGAAAUGAUGCUGCUACAGCUGUUCCUAGCAGCUCAAGAAACAAUAGUAAUGCUGAUACUUCAAGAAGCUAUGAAGAUGUUCCUGUGCCUAAAUCCUCUGAACAAUAUGAGGAUAUAUCUGAAAACGAAACCUCCUCAAAGUUAUUGGACAAAAUACAUCCAGUGCCUUAUGUCAAUAAUGUUCAGAAUCUGAGAAGGAAGUUUCAAGCUAUAUCAAAGGUUUCAAUCUCUCCGGAAAGCAUAAGUGCCCUCAAAAUAAAAAGAUGGAAAAUAGUUGAAGAUUACGAUAAAAGAAGAAAGAAGGAGAAGAAAAGAAGAAAGAGAGGGAGGAAAAGAAAUAAUGGAGGGAGAAAAAGAAGUUAG